Notodromas monacha is the source of this 2230-nucleotide messenger RNA. Lineage: Eukaryota; Metazoa; Arthropoda; Ostracoda; Podocopida; Cyprididae. The record is from the annotation of a GenBank genome assembly.
AGAUUCUUCGUCAUUUCCGGGAUCGUGUGUUAUGCUAUGAACUGAAUCUGAAAAGUGAAACAAUGGUUACACCCGAACUGCUUGUCACACCAUUGGGUGCUGGACAGGAUGUUGGUCGAAGCUGUCUGAUGCUUCAAAUGGGCGGUAAAACUAUCAUGCUCGAUUGUGGGAUGCACAUGGGCUUCCAAGAUGAAAGAAGAUAUCCGGAUUUUUCGUAUAUUGGAGAAGGGGACCUAACCAAGAUGAUCGAUUGCGUUAUCAUUACUCAUUUUCAUCUCGAUCACUGCGGCGCUUUGCCGUAUCUCACAGAAAUGGUUGGAUAUUCGGGUCCAAUUUACAUGACGCAUCCCACGAAAGCUAUAUCACCGCUGUUACUCGAAGAUAUGCGGAAAGUUACGAUGGAGUUUAAAGGCGACCAGAAUAUCUUCACGUCUAUGAUGAUCAAAGACUGUAUGAAAAAAGUUACAGCGAUCAACCUUCAUCAAGUGAUAGAAAUUGAGCCAGAUUUCGAAAUCAAAGCUUACUACGCCGGUCAUGUGCUUGGUGCAGCCAUGUUCCAUGUUCGAGUCGGUGAGCGAAGUAUGGUAUACACUGGAGAUUACAACAUGACUCCAGAUCGACACUUGGGUGCUGCUUGGAUUGAUCGUUGCAGACCUGAUUUGCUUAUCACUGAAUCCACGUAUGCUACGACAAUUCGUGAUUCAAAACGUUGUAGGGAACGGGAUUUGCUGCGUAAGGUUCAUGAUUCUAUCGAAAAGGGCGGAAAAGUACUUAUCCCAGUGUUUGCCGUUGGUCGAGCGCAAGAGCUUUGUAUUUUGUUGGAAACAUAUUGGGAACGAAUGAACCUGAAGGUACCCAUUUAUUUCGCUGUUGGUUUAACCGAAAAGGCGAACAACUACUACAAGAUGUUCAUAACCUGGACUAAUGAGAAAAUUCGGAUGACUUUCGUCCAAAGGAACAUGUUCGACUUCAAGCACAUUAAACUGUUCGACAAGUCUUUUGCGGAUAACCCUGGUCCCAUGGUCGUGUUUGCCACACCUGGGAUGUUGCACGGUGGCCUCGCACUUGGACUUUUCAAGAAGUGGGCCCCGAAUGAAACCAAUAUGGUAAUCAUGCCUGGAUAUUGCGUGCAAGGCACUGUUGGGCAUAAAAUUGUAAAUGGAGCGAAACGAGUAGAAAUCGAUGGGCAGUGGAUCGACGUGAAACUGCAAGUGCAGUACAUGUCAUUCUCCGCCCAUGCCGAUGCCAAAGGUAUCAUGCAGCUGAUUCAACACUGUGAACCGAGGAAUGUGAUGUUGGUGCACGGCGAAGGGGAGAAGAUGGAAUUUUUAAAGCGAAAAAUCGAAGAAGAAUUCAAAUUACCUGUAUACAAACCAGCCAAUGGAGAAACAGCUGUUGUUACGAUCCAGCCCACAUUGGUCGCCACAAUAUCCGUGAAUCUCUUAAAAAGAACUCUCAUGACACACCGUGCCUCGGAAUUUGUUUACGACGGCGGCAACGAAAAGGAAAGACCGAUUGAAGCCCUCGAGCCAGGGGAAGAGGAUGAUAGUGAUUUCGAAACCAACCACGAUAUCGGCGAAGCUCGAUCUAGGCCGGUAGGAGAUGAGGAUCUCACGCCUACAGCGAAAAAACCGCAUUUGCUUCGUGGCGUUAUGGUCAUCAAGGACGAGAACAUGUGCUUGUUGGAGAAUGAGAAAGCCUGCAGUGAAGCUGGAAUCAAGCCCCACCAACUGAGAUUUACGAGCAGUGCGUAUGUGAAAGCACCAAUUGCAGUGAAUACCCUUCUUGGGAAAGUACACAAUUUGCUUUCACAACAUGUCAAAAGUUCGUUGCUGAACAUGACGGGCAACUGUAUUACCAUCAAUUCUACAAGUAUCCUUGUCCGCAUUCUGGAUGGAACGGAAGCUGUUGGAGUUAAAACUGUUGUGGUAUCCUGGGCAUACGAGGAUGAGUCCCUUGGAAGUACCAUCAUGGGAUCUCUGAAGAAUUUCACCGCUGCUCUGAAAACUUGAGUGAUUGAUGCAUUAUAUAUGUUUUUUCAGAAACAAAUUUCUUUUGUUUAUCCAGAUUUGCGCAAUUGAGAUUUCUGAAUUACUUGCAAAAAACCACAAAUUUUGCUUUUGAUAAUGUUGGUCUCAAAUAUCUCUCCUGCAACCGAUGUGAUUUUCCGCGAUCUACGAACACCUCUGAUCGAGGGGAUAUUCUUGGUGAUUUUUUUUUUUCAUGCGUG